This is a messenger RNA of Alternaria incomplexa, 1737 nucleotides long. RefSeq lists its product as uncharacterized. Lineage: Eukaryota; Fungi; Ascomycota; Dothideomycetes; Pleosporales; Pleosporaceae. The record is from RefSeq and is a predicted model, not a curated record. The transcript is spliced from 2 exons. The coding region runs from base 1 to 1737 and encodes 578 amino acids.
AUGAGUCUAGAGGGUGAGUAUGACCCAGAGAGACUCAUCUCCCGUAAGCCCGCCGCUAUUAUAGCGAUCAAAGAGGGCGAAGGAUCGAAAUUGGCUAUCCGACUGUCACCCGAACUUGCAACGUCGCUAGAACGCGCGCUUCAAUUCGCCGAGAUAUAUCGUAAGACUUACGAAGCAGGGCAGAAACAAUAUGAGCGAGCCCAGGUAGACGAAGUCAAUCACACCGAAGCUUUGGCUUGUAUCGAAACGCGUCUUGCCCAUUUGAGAAGGGAAGGACAAGUUGAAGAUAAGGACCAGGUUCAGUUCAAAGAUUUGGAGUCAAAUCGUCGAGGUGCGCUCGGAGCUCGCAAUAGAGCCCAAGAAACAAUUAGGCGAGUAGAGGGUCAGUUAAGGAGUCAUGAUGAUGGGUUGAAAGCUCGCUGGCUGGACGUAGAGAUGUCGUUGAAGCAAGUGUGGGCAGAAGCACAUGUGCCUCUACGAAAGAUAGCCCGAGCACUACCGAGGCAAAGAACCCGAAGCUCAUCUCGUCAGAACCAGGAUAACCGGGAGGAGAUGGCAGGCCGAGUAAGCCAACGGGAGGGUGGGAAAGAGAGGCUGGAGCGGUGCAAUGAUCGGCCGAGUGCUCCUCGAGCAGAAACAAAGACGCCCUUUGACAAGAGAAAACUUGUUGAUCCGCAUAGUGAAGUUCUCAGUGCUAUAGCGAGACUUUCACGUCGCCAUAAAGAUCUUCUCCGGGCCCGGGAUCGACGCGAGAACUAUUGCCAUAAUUACGAUCGAGAAGGAGCCAGGUACCUGAAGGCCGUACAAAACUCAAAUGGCUCGAGGUCCUCCAACAGCAUCAGGCAGGAGUUCAACAAAGCAUUUCUCAGAGACGUGAUACUUGACAAGAAAAGCUUGCAGGCCGCUAGAACCGACUACCUAGCUGCUCACGAGGAAGCUCGCAAACUCGGAAUUCCUAAGAAUUGCAUUGACUUCGUAGAGUCUAUCGAUCUGCAGAGCUGUGAUACCGGUAUCAUCAUGGAGAAAGAUGCCGUGAACCGCAGGGCCACUGAAGACGAUCAACACAAGCUCGACAGCCGUAUAAGAGCUUGGCGUACGUUGACGACUGCAGAUCCAUUACCGCAGCAGGUCAUUGUCGAAGACAGUCCGGAUCGGUUGAGCUCCACCAGUUCGACAGGUCGUACGGAAAGUUCUGUCGACACUGAUGCAUCCCGAGACCUGUCGGAAGACGCCGUGGUGAAAGGUGACGCUGGCAAACUAACGCGCGCAACACGUGAGCGCUUACAGGGGCAGCGUUCAGAUGCAGGGACUGCAUCCUCCGUAGUUCAUGGAAUUGACACUGGCGUAAAUGCCGACAAGGAGCUGAAGUCACGCUCGGGGCCCAACCCAGAGUCGAGAGCCAGAGCAGACGAUGGUCCAGAAGUUAAUCUUUGGAAGCCUUCGGAUGGUGUCAAGUUCUCGCGACCACCAGAAAAGGCGCCAGAUGCGAACGACAACCAAAACACAGUCAAACACAUUCCUCCUGUUAAAAUUCCGCCACGCGGAGGCAAGAAGUCGAUUGCUUAUUUCUUCAAAGCACGGCCGAAAACGUCCAAAUCAGCUGUCGAUCCUGGGAAGGCGGCCAAUACUUCGAUUGCUGGUGAAGCAAUGUCAGGAGAGAAGAGGAAAAGUAGCUCCGAAGGACCGAAUUCCAGUAAGAAACGGACAAGAUCUGAGAGACCGACCGCACCAGACUGA